Contarinia nasturtii (swede midge) is the source of this 6366-nucleotide messenger RNA. It is a transcript of the gene tio, whose product is annotated as protein tiptop. The coding region runs from base 1259 to 4936 and encodes 1225 amino acids. Gene Ontology annotation, biological process: regulation of transcription by RNA polymerase II. Gene Ontology annotation, cellular component: nucleus. The record is from RefSeq and is a predicted model, not a curated record. The transcript is spliced from 7 exons. Lineage: Eukaryota; Metazoa; Arthropoda; Insecta; Diptera; Cecidomyiidae. Gene Ontology annotation, molecular function: DNA-binding transcription factor activity, RNA polymerase II-specific; DNA binding.
AUAAUAGGCAAAUGUAAAAAAAAUUUCGCAAACAUCUAAUGUUUACAAAUUCAUUUGUGCAACGGAUGACCCAUUGAUAAUUCAUAGUGAAGUGAAAUUCAUUGACCGAAAAAGAAGAAGCUGCACCAUUGAAUUGAUGAAAAAACUUUUCUUCUUCAUAUUUUGAGUCGUGUAUUUGCUGAAGAGAAAUCUCUCAAAUCAAGCAUCACAUCAUCGAUGCUGUUGAUGCAGAAAAGGCGAAGAAUUUUAUAAAUAAAUAAAUGAACAAUAAAUUCAAAUGAAUUAUUAGCAUGUUAAUAGAUAAACAAGAGAGCCAAGAAGCACACAGUGAUUGAGUGAAGGGUGAAUGCUAUAUAUUUUUUUUUGUAUUCGAUCAUUGCAUUUACACAAUAGUAUUGUAAACGAAAAAAAUCGAAUUCAUAAACACAGAGAGCGCAAUUCGCACAAUUGCCGCUAACAAUACACAACAACAACAUAUAUAUGCAACAAGAACAACAACAACAAAAAAACGUGAAAUUCAUCAAACAAACUCACUCAAUCCCGACAAAAAAGACACUCUCAAAUGAAAAUAAAAACAUUAUAAAUCACUAAUUCAAUAGAGUUUGACUUGGUGUGUUUGCGUAUUGCCUUUACGUUUGUCACUCAAUAUUCAUUCGAAAAAUCGCAUCGUUCAGCGCGUUUUUCAGCGGUUUCAAGUUUGUUCACACUCUUUCGUUCACAAAUCGAUAAACAAACAACGAAAAAAAAGAGACAACAGUGUAUGUAUAAAUAAAACACGACUGGUACAAUAAACCAAUUUUUGACGUAUAUGAACAAGAAAUUUGGCAAUAAUUUGUCUACUUUGCUUGUUGAUCGUGCGAUCCGGUUUUGAGAAAAUAAUUUGAUCGGGUUUUUUUCGCUGAUAAUUAUUGGGAGGUGACCCCAAAAGGCUUGGAUUUCUCACUUCGUCUUUUCUCAGUCGCAUUUUCUUCUUCGCAAUGAAAUAAAAGCAACAGCAAAACAGCAACAACAACAACAAAAAGAAUAGGUCCAUAACCACUUGUAACGGCGCAUCUGAAUGUGAACAAACGGUGUGCAUAAAUCGAGAGCAGGACAGAGAGAUUAUCAUAAUCUAGACAAAAGUGCAUCUAAUUUGAAGCUAACGGGAAAAAUCACAAAAGAUACUGUACGAAAGUAGAGAAAAUUACUGUCAAGAAUAUUUCUUAGUGACGUAUGAACAAAAUAGUUUGAGGCUUUUGAAAAAAUUUAUGUAUCAACCAUGCGUUCGAAACAACAGCCACGACCUUCUUAUCGCUGGCUAAAUAAAAACGAAAAUGACAAUGACGUUGAAAAUCCUGAUGGGUUGUUAAAUGAAAAUCAAAGUCAUGCGAAUACAGUGAAUGACUCGCCAUUAUCCGAAUCAGCUGCCAUUGAAGAGCAAUCACCAACAUCCGAUAUCAUUGCCGAAGACUCAACGACACAAAUCAAAAGUCAAGUGCCACGAAUUGAUGCAAUUAACGAGAAGCAACUCAAUUCGUCCAUUGACAGUCGUCGCCAUCAUCUUAAUCAACGUCAAUUGCCAGCAAUCGAUGUUGAGCGCAAUAUUCCAGCCUCAUUUAUCCACGAUACAAAUAAUGCUGUAGCCGAACGGGCCGAAAGAGAUACUUCAAGCCCGAGAUGUUCGUCACGUAAUUCGUCAAACGGUGGAGGAAGAUGUCCUUCGGCCGAUUCAAAUUAUUCUGAUCGUCAAUCAUCAAAUGCGGCUGGUAGCACAGCGACAAGUCCGCUUGCAUUACCGAUUCCACCGAUUUUACCAGCUGCUGCAUUGUUACCAUCACAAUCAGCAGCAAUGGCCGCAUACUUGGGCGCUGCUGCAGUUGCGGCUCAACAGAAUCGUUUGUUACUAGGCGGACAUGCAUUAGGUCUGGGACGAGAUGCAUCACCACCAUUUUUGCCAUUACAAUCACCAAUUGGUGGUGAUACGCCCGUUCUCGAUUUUAGUACAAAGCGUAAAUCACAGGACUUUGAUGACAUCGAUCGAGACCAACACAACAAAAGCAAUGACGACGAUGAUAGUAAUCUAAAAUCAGACAAUGAUCCGCUUGAUUUGUCUGUGUCACGUAAAAGGUGUAAUAAUUCACCUCCGUUGCCACCGCCCGCAUCACAUGGCCGAAAAUUGUCGCGAACAAUGGACUACAAACCACCCAUUGGUUCGCCUUGGUCAUCUCCAUCAAUUGCACCGUACUUUGCUGGCACAAAUGCAUCUACAACUAGUCCUUCGCCAAAAACACAUCAUCUUUCGCAUGCAUCGCAACACCAAUCCGAAUGGAAUGGUUUGAAAAAUAAAAUGAGUACACCGAAUGAUGCAACCAAGGCUUUGGAAAAAAUGUCCGAAUUGAGUCGAUUGGGUGGCAAUGAAGUUGGCCGUCAAUCAACUACAGGAAGUUCAUCAAGCAAUACACCGAGCACUGGUCGUCACAGUGCUUGGCAAUCGCAUUGGCUAAACAAAGGUGCCGAUUCAGUGAAAGAUGUGUUCAAAUGUGUGUGGUGUAAGCAAAGUUUUCCAACACUCGAAACGCUAACAAUUCAUAUGAAAGAGACUCAACAUCUUGGCGUUAAUAUGGAUGGCCAACGCGGUCAUAAUCAUCAGUCACAACAACCUCAUAAUUCGCAUCCAAAUCAAAAUCAUGCAGCUUCAAAUUCAUCGUCAUCCACAUCAAGUUCAACAUCAAAAGCUGAUCUCCAUUUAAUGAUAAAAGAAACGAUGCCAUUACCACGUAAACUGGUUCGUGGCCAAGAUGUUUGGUUGGGAAAGGGAGCCGAACAAACGCGUCAAAUCCUAAAAUGUAUGUGGUGUGGCCAAAGCUUCCGGUCAUUAUCCGAAAUGACAACGCACAUGCAACAGACACAACAUUACACAAAUAUUAUAUCUCAGGAGCAAAUUAUUUCGUGGAAGUCUUCCGACGAUAUGAAAGGUGGUUCCAGUGGUGGUGGUGCCAAUAAUAGUAGCUCGAAUGGUUCAAAUUCGGCCAGCGGAAAUAUAAGUACAGUGAGUGCGGUGCUAACGUGCAAAGUAUGCGAUCAGGCAUUUUCAUCGUUAAAAGACUUGAGCAAUCACAUGGUUAAAAAUGCACAUUACAAAGAGCACAUUAUGCGAUCAAUAUCGGAAAGCGGCGGUCGACGUCGUCAAACACGUGAAAAACGAAAAAAGUCAUUGCCUGUGCGAAAAUUAUUAGAGAUUGAACGUGCACAAAAUGAAUAUAAAAAUGGUGAUAAUUCACCAAUAACAAAAACAUUGCGAGAUGCUGGCUCUGGACGAAUCACAUGUGAAAAAUGCGGCGAUAAAAUUGAUACAAACGUUUUCGUUGAACAUAUCCGUCAAUGUAUUGGUGCGGCCGCCGAAUCGAGUGCACAAAGGAAUCUAUUAAAAAAUAACAUACUAAUGCCAGACUCAAUUCCAAGAGAUGGUCGCAAGAGUAUUGGUGGCGAUGAUAGUAACGCAUCACAAAGUUCUCGUCUAAUGUCACCGAAUUUGUCAUCAAAAGAGGGUUCAAGCACAUCCGGUGAUAAGACUGGUUCACCGUCAGUUCUGAAUGCAAUCGAACAACUGAUUGAAAAAAGUUUUGACACACGUAGUCGACAUGUUACUAGUAAUUUCACUGCAAACAGUCAACAAAAUGCACCGCUCGGAUCAAGCAUACUGAAACGUUUAGGCAUUGACGAAAGUGUUGAUUAUACAAAACCAUUAAUCGAUACACAAACCAUGAAUUUGCUACGGGGUUUCUCUCAACAAAGCGCGUCCAGCACAUACAGUCAUCGCGAGCGAAGUGCAAGCGAAUCAAGUUCAGUAUCCGAUCGUGGUAGUAGCGUUAUAGAAACAUCAAUGACCCCGGAACGUAAAACAGACUCUGUGAACAAUGGUCGACCUCGCGAUACGCCCGAUAAAUGUAGCCAAUAUGGUGAUGAUAACGAUGAAAAUGAAGCAAUUUCACUUAAAAUAAAAACAGACCCCGAAGAUAAUCAAGACAAAGCCAAAUCAACAAGCAAAGACACCGAUAUGUCUUCCAUGUCAAUAAAAAAAGAAAUGACAGACGACGAAAAUGAUCAAGAUGACAGGUCUGAAAAUGCAAACGAACGACGUGCUGGUGCAAUGUUAAGUCCUGCAUUAAGUUCAAAGCGGUCAAAUUCGGGCGAUGAACAGCGAACACCACUUGCAAGUCCAAACAGUGAUGCCCUAUCACCGCGAUCAACACCUGAAACUAAUCCAAAAAAGUCGAAAUCAUCAAUUCCGACCAAUAGCUUGGGUGCAUUAUCGUCUAUGUUUGACAGUUUGGCUGGUACUGCAUCUACGAAAACCGUUGAAAGUGGCAAGAAAAACAAUUCAAAUCCAUUAGCCGCGCUACAGAAGUUGUGUGAUAAAACGGAAAAUGCCCCCAUAAAUAAGGCAAACAACAGUCAAAAUUUGGCCGUACCGGUACAACAGAAUAAUACACCAAGCACUGCGUCUGGUGCAAUGUUAGCAUUCAGUUGGGCUUGUAAUGAUGGAAUGGUCAAUGCGGCCGAUUCAGCAAUCAAGUGUGCAUUUUGUGAUACGCCAUUCUCAUCAAAAGGCGCCUAUCGACAUCAUUUAUCCAAGGUACAUUUUGUUAAAGACGAUAAUCUACUUGAUCCGAUAAUUGCCAAAGCUCAAAAACUGUCAGCCUCACGUCGAACACCACCGUCACAAGCCCAUUCACCGCGAAGUGUAUCAAGCUCAACCAGCAGCAGUGGAAAUGGUUUGCCAAAUAAUCGCCUUUCGAAAAGCCCAACACCGCCAGCAUCUGCAUUGAAUUCGCAUCAAUCCACAUCAAAUGCUUCGCAAUCAUCCACUUCAGGUGCAAAUUUCGAAGAAAGUCCACAUUCAAAAUUUCUCAAGUACACCGAACUAGCGAAACAAUUAUCAUCAAAAUAUGUCUGACAUUCCAAAUCAUAAAAGAGAACCAAAUCAUAAGCUAUAAGUUCAUUUCGAUUUAUAAAAUGAGAAGAGAAACAAGCACACAAUAAUGAUCAAACAAAUGUUUCUAUACGCAAUCUUGAAAACAAUACUAUUAUUAUGAAUAAAAUGUAAGUUUGCAUUGCAAGUUGGGAAGCGAAGCAAAACAAAACACACACACAAAAAAAAACAAGUUAUACGUAAAAUUCGUGCAACAUUUCGAUUUGCAUAUUCUGUAGCUCUUUUAUUCAAUACUUAAGCUUGCUUACAAUUUCAGAUAGCAAAUAUGAAAGUUGAUACAAUUUUUUUUUGUCUUUUUCUUGAAUGAAAUUUAGCAAUUAUAAACUCGUCGUAUAAUUUUAUGCUGAUGUAAAAAAAAGAAUAACGAUGAGAUUCGAUAAACAUUAAACGAUUGCUAUACGUAUUCUGAAAUUAAGAUUUCAUGCAUAUUUUACAAAAUACAAACCAAUUUUGUUUCCGUGUAUUAAUAGCGGUAAUAAACCUUUAAAAAAACAAAUACACAAAAAUAAACUUAUUAUUGUAAAAAAAAGAUAUAAAGAAACAUAUCCAGAAAAGAUAACUCUUGAAAGGGAAAGUUGAGCACAAUCCAACAAUUCAACUAGAUUUUGAUUUGGAUCAUUAAGAAAAGAACAACUUAACCAAAUCUAUAAAGGUCUUGGAUAAGUUUGUGAUGGCACAUAUCGAAACUAAGAACGGAAGUAUUAUAUUCCUGUGGACAAAAUAACAUACAGAAAAAAAAACUUAAAAUUUCCUUUCUUAACGAAAAACAAAUAUUAUUCAAUAGUGCAUAAUUUGAUCCUUAAUGUAUUCCACUAUGUCUGGCAUAUUAAAAACUGAAUUCAUUGACAAAAAUUGAUCGAAGAAAAAAUGGCACGAAAAGUUCUCUACUACAAAUUAUAAAUUAAUAAAAAUGAAGAAAACAAGCAAACUUAAUUAAGCUUAAGAAAAAAUGUAUUAUUAAUAAAGUAUUUCCGAUAAUUUUAUUAGUACUAUUGCCGUAAAUGUAUUUUUAAGAUAUCUUUCACACAUACACACAUACGCAAUGUAGACAUCGUACUGAAUGCAAACAAAAAAAAAGUGCAGAAGGGACCGUGUUUUGGUAGAAGAAAAAUGACAAAAGAGAUCAUUAACAAAGAGCACAAUCGUUUGUGAGAAUUUGUCACCAAAUACCAUUUUCAUCAAAUGCUUGGAAUGCCGUGCCAUGUACAUAUGACAACAAAAUGACUAAGUUACGAACUAAACAAAAAUAAAGUAUACAAUUUUUAAAACAAAUAUAUGGAAGACAAACAAAUCCUCCGAUUAUUUUUACCAAUAUAAUAUGGCCAAUUUUGAAUGAACACCGUCAUUCAAUCAACUUCAAAUUCAUUUCAAAUGUUUACCAAAAAAAAAAAAAA